AUGUACCCAUUUCAAAAAGGCUCGUAUAACAAGAUUUUUACGCUCGGUUUCGAUAAUGGACGAGAAGUUAUCGCACGUAUCCCUUGUCCUCUAGCUGGACCGCCCUUCCUUACCACAGCUAGCGAGGUGGCCACGAUGGAAUUCGUAAGAGAUGUACUCGGAAUCCCCGCUCCUCGCGUUUAUGCAUGGAGUGCUCGCGCGUAUGAGAAUCCUGUAGGUGCUGAGUACAUUAUCAUGGAGAAAAUAUCGGGUGUGGAAUCCCGUUAUCGAUGGACGAAGCUUGCGAAAGGCGCCGAAGUCUUUCCCCUGAUAUAUGGCGUGUUCGACAUAGAGCGCAGCUUCGAGAGCGCACCCUUCUCCCAAUUUGGCAGCCUUUACUUCAAGGACGAUGUGGAUGGCGAGCUGCGAGAUCGACCUCUAUUUCUCCCGGACAGCCUUCCAGAUAAUGAUCCUGAGCUCCUGGAGAAGCUUAAAGCUGCGGGCGAAAAGUAUCGCAUUGGCCUGAUCGCCGAUCGUCAGUGGUGGCGGGCAGAACGGGCGGAUAUGGCUACUGACCAUGGCCCUUGGCCUGAUAUGUCCUCAUUUCUUCUUGCGGCCACAAAUCUGGAACGCGAGUGGCUUCAUCGCUAUGCUUCUCAGGGCGUCUCUGCACGGACACAUCGCUGA
Messenger RNA from Sparassis crispa, 666 nucleotides. RefSeq lists its product as hypothetical. Lineage: Eukaryota; Fungi; Basidiomycota; Agaricomycetes; Polyporales; Sparassidaceae. Bases 1 to 666 code for a protein of 221 amino acids. The record is from RefSeq and is a predicted model, not a curated record. The transcript is spliced from 3 exons. Gene Ontology annotation, cellular component: mitochondrion.